UAGCUGGCUUAUAGCCUGCUAUUGUACUGCUCUCAGAUUAUGAGAAGUAGACAUCCAACUCCAAGAUGGCGACGCAAAAAACAAGAUAAUCAAGUGGACGCAUGAAACCUCUGAAACACUAAAUUUUGUCUAAUCACGUUGCGGCUUGAGAGUUGAGAGCUAGUUGACUGACGGGGGCCAACAUGAGUUGACCUUGGACAUUUUGUUAGACUAAAAAUACAAGCCAUUAGCAGAUUAGCUUAUGAACUCUGGGUAAAAGGAAGUGAGAACCUACCCUUCAUUAGACUCAUCACUCAUGACUUAUGGUGUUGUUUCCAGAUCCCUCAGACGCUAGGAAAUUCCCGGGGAAGUAUAUACUAUGCAUUGCUUGCAUCAGUUUCUCAGUGUACAAAGUCUCCGAGGACCAGGAAGAAGGCAGAAACCACGUCCCCUUUGCCGAGAAAUUGAGCAAUUCUGCUGCACAAUACGCCAUGGCUCUACAUGUACGGCACACUGGUGAUAUGCAACAGUUACCCUGCACUGCACUGAAGGAUCAGUGGAUCACCAUGGGCGCCUCCCCGUCUCGAGGCCGAUCAGACAAGGGGCAGAGCCUGAAAUCCAUCCAAGCAGGCAGAGGCAGUGACAGUGCCGCCUUCUCCGGUAGCUCAGACUACGUUCAAGUGGAGGAUUGAUGGCUUCUCCUCACUUCUUGAUAAGGGUGAAGGAUGGACAUACUCAAGGGUGUUUGAGAUCAUGGGGCUUAGCUGGUACUUGAAACUGAAUCCAAGGGAUAAAAAGAGUGGCGAUGAAGAGGAGUAUGUCUCCCUUAACCUUGAGCUGUGCAAUACUUCUCUGAAAUCCGACACUGUCGUCGAUGCUUCUUUCAAGUUCUUGAUAUCUAAUCAGUCAUAUGGAAAGCACAGUGAACAUCAAGUUACUCACAAAUUCCAGACUGCAAGCACAUCCUCUGGCACUUCAUGUAUGAUUCCCCUCAUGACACUGAAGAAGUCCUCUGGAUUUAUUGUCAACAACAGCUGCGUCUUCGGUGUUGAGUUCAUCAAAGCUGUCACUGCCAAAGCCAAUAAUGCAUCAGAGAUACUGUUUGUUCAGAAGAUGAACACCUUCGAUGAGGCCAAAUUCUACACUUGGGACAUUGAGGAUUUCUUUGCAUUGAAGAGCCCCAGCUACUCGCCAGAGUUUGAACUUGGUGGACACAAAUGGUGUCUCAGUAUCUGUCCAUCCGGCCAUGACAAAAAUGGGAACUAUCUCUCCUUGUAUCUGCACAUGAAAAAGCAGGAUAUAACCUUUGAAAACAGUGUAGCCCUGGUGGAAUAUUGCAUAGCCAUUAAAGACCAGGAAACCGGCAAGCACUGGAAAGAAGCAGGCCGGUGCCAAUUCUCGAAGAACGAUAAUACCUGGGGAUUCAACAAGUUCAUGUCCCUGGAGGAUUUCAAGGACUCGUCGAAUGGUUACCUCGUGAAAACUAAGUGAUGCAUCGAAGCUGAAGUUGUAAUUGUUGGUACCUCAAAGCUGGAGUAGCCCAUCAUUUAGUGUGUGUUGACUGAAUUGCAGUAGCUCGCUGUCAGCGGCGGAUCUAGAAAAAAUAUUAGAGGGACUGAACAAAAGAGAAUUGCUUCUAGUCCUUCAGUAAUACCAGCAAUUUUGUUGUGGUGGCUAAGGAAGGUAUUUGAAGUUGAAUCCGAUGGACAAAAAGAGUGAUCAUGAGAGGGGAGUACGUGUCCCUCAUCCUGAGCUUUCACAAACUUCUCUAAACCCCGACACAACUGUAGAAGCAUCAUUCAGAUUCUUGAUAUACGACCAAACAUAUGGAAAUCACAGUGAAUAUGAACGGAAGGCUGCAAUUAUCUGUUGACAGUAAUGACAAAUUUCCUAGCUUUUAGGUUCCAGUUUUUCAGUAAGAAUCUUGACGUUGUUCUGAAUUUCAGAUGCACCCACUGUUUUGCUUCAGUGAGACGCUGUUUCAGCUACAUUCUUGAGCCUCUAGUUUCCUUUGUGGUGCAUGCAGUUAGCCACCAGUUCCAUACUAUGAGCACAAGCUCGGGGGCCUCAUGCAUUAUGCCCCUUGACAUGCUAAUAAGCCCUUCCUCUGGGUUCCUAGUUGGUGGCAGCUGCGCUUCCGGCGUAGAGUUUUCCAAGGUCACAACAGCGCAGGUGAAGCACUGGUCGGAGACGUUGUUUGUCAACAAGGCAACCGCCAUCACCGACCGCGAGGUCUACGGCUAGAACAUUGAGGACUUCUUCGCUCUGAAGAGCAUUUGGUUACUCUCCACCGUUUGAGAUCAGUGGACACAAAUGGUACUUGAGCUUGUACCCAUCUGGAUCUGACAACAAUGGCAAAUUCCUCUCCCUGUACCUGCACAUGAAGGAUCCGGUGUUCUAGUAGAGCUAAGCCUGUCCAUCAAGGAUCAAGUGACCGGCAAACACAGGAAACUCACAGGCCGCUGCCAGUUCUCGGACAGGGAGAAGGGCGAUGGGUGGGGUUGGGCCAAGUUCAUGUCUUUGGAGAGGUUCAAGGAAUCCUGGAGUGCUGCAUUGAAGCCGAUUCUUCCAAUCAUCGGCUCAUCCAGCAUGGGGUAGAUAGAGGCUGCCAGAGUUUCUCCGGGAUUACAUGCGGAAUUGCAAUGUUACUGGUGUUGGCUGUUUGAUCUUGAACUUGAAGUACUGAAACUUGCCACGAACUCCAUAACAAUGAAGGAUUUUUUUUUUCUCAAUUGUAAGCAUGUUGCUCAGGUUGGGGGUCGUUGGGAACAUGAAAAGUUACACUAACCUACGUGGAAUUUGAACUGUUUAUAAGAUAUUUG
This is a messenger RNA of Oryza brachyantha (malo sina), 2801 nucleotides long. RefSeq lists its product as uncharacterized. The coding region runs from base 733 to 1470 and encodes 245 amino acids. Gene Ontology annotation, molecular function: protein binding. Lineage: Eukaryota; Viridiplantae; Streptophyta; Magnoliopsida; Poales; Poaceae. The record is from RefSeq and is a predicted model, not a curated record. The transcript has 8 exons.